AUGUGCAGGCACUCGCGAUACUAUUACGAAGUGCAAGUGCAGGUUUUACCAAUUCUUCGGUCUUUGUACAAAACAUACGGGCCCAUCUCUGUUAUCCAUUUUGACGCUCAUUUGGAUACCUGGCCAGGUUAUGCCGGUUCCAUCACUAAACAAUCCCUUAUAACCCAUGGGACUUUUUUCCAUAUUGCGUAUCAAGAAGGUCUCAUCAGUAACUCGAGCAUCCAUGCCGGUAUUCGAUGUAAACUUGGAGGAGUAGAAGAUCUGCAGAACGACCAAUCAGUCGGUUUUCAACUGAUCUCUACGGACGAUAUUGACGAUAUUGGUGUUACCGAAAUCAUUCGACUCAUUCGAAAUAGGGUGGGAGAUACUCCCGUUUACCUCAGUUUGGACAUCGAUGUCAUUGAUCCAGGAUUGGCCCCUGCAACUGGAACACCUGAAGCAGGUGGCUGGACUACGCGGGAAGUUAAGCGCAUCUUAAGAGGCCUCGCCGGCCUUAAUUUUGUAGGAGCUGAUGUCGUCGAGGUAUCUCCUGCUUUUGACAAUGCAGAGAUCACAGGUAUAGCGGCGGCUGACAUUGUUCACGACAUGCUUUCCAUGAUGCUGUCCGACAAACCUCCUAAAAGUGCUCGGGGGCGUCAACGAAAUAUUCGCGACGAACUGUGA
Messenger RNA from Marasmius oreades (fairy-ring Marasmius), 663 nucleotides. RefSeq lists its product as uncharacterized. NCBI's taxonomy places the organism in Eukaryota, Fungi, Basidiomycota, Agaricomycetes, Agaricales, Marasmiaceae. The transcript is spliced from 7 exons. The coding region runs from base 1 to 663 and encodes 220 amino acids. Gene Ontology annotation, molecular function: metal ion binding; agmatinase activity. The record is from RefSeq and is a predicted model, not a curated record.